AUGGCCCACUUCCGACUGAGCCAAUGUGCCAAGCUCUUCCUUUGGCCUCUUUUUGGCCCUUGGCCACUUCUAGGCUACGGAUGCACGAUGGAUGAUACUGGCUCAUAUCAUCGUUUGAGCGCGGAGCUGUUUAGAGCGCCAAGAAAGGCUCUGACGCCAGAGGAGACUGCAUUCCUCAAAGUUCCAAACAAUGCUUCUGCACGGGCAUCGCUGGAAUUCAUCACCAGCAAGCCGCAUGUAGCUGGCACUGCGGGAGACCUGGAAAUGGCAGAGUAUGUGAAGACGACGUUUGAAAAGGUAGGUAUCGCUGCAGUCCUAGACCCUCAAAAGGUUCUCUUGACCUACCCCGUGAGCAGUUCAUUGGAACUUUUGGAUGUCUCUGGCAAGAUGGUUGCAAAGGCCUCUCUUGCAGAGGAUACUUUGGAUUCUGACCCUACAACGCACACAUGGUGGAGGAACCACACCUUCAACGGAUACUCACCUUCCGGAGAGGUCACUGCCCCAAUCGUCUAUGCGAAUUAUGGUCUGCCAGAAGACUUUGCAGCAUUGGAAGAAGCCGGUGUUGAGGUCAAGGGCAGUAUUGUUCUCAUGCGCUAUGGAGAAUGCUUUCGAGGCCUCAAAGCCAUGAAUGCACAGAAAGCAGGAGCUCUUGCUUCUAUCAUUUACUCAGAUCCGGAGGAGGAUGGCUAUGCCAAGGGUAGCGUUUACCCUUAUGGGCCAUGGCGCCCAAAAAGCAGCGUUCAACGUGGUUCAAUCCAGUUCAUUUCCCUUUGUGCGGGAGAUCCAACUCGAGCAUACAGCCCUCAUGGCAUGGAUGUGGAGAAGCUAUGUGGCUUCAGUUCCAAAGAACUUAUCCCUCAAAUUCCUGUCUUGCCAAUCUCCUACGGGGAUGCAUUGGUCUUCCUGGAAUCACUGGGAGGCAAAGAAGCUCCCAACAAUUUUCGAGGGGCUCUCAACAUCACCUACAGGUUUGGACCAACCAAAGGGCACUACAAGGUGAGGGUGAAGGUCGAGAACCGUUUCCAAUCAUCGCCUGUUUGGAAUGUCAUUGGUACAAUUCCUGGUUCUUUGCCAGCUGAUUUAGACCAACCAGUUGUUCUGGGGAAUCACAGAGAUGCUUGGGUCUAUGGAGCUGCUGAUCCAAACAGCGGCACAGCCCAACUGUUGGAAGUUGCAAGGGGUUUGGGUCAGCUCCUGCGCACUGGUUGGAAGCCACUGAGGACAAUUUACCUAUGCUCUUGGAGUGGGGAAGAGUAUGGCCUCCUGGGUUCUACAGCAUGGGGUGAGGUGCAUGAGAGCAUUUUGCGGCGGGCCUUGGCCUACGUCAAUGUGGAUACCGGAGUUUCUGGACCACACUUCCGAGCAUCCGGUACGCCAUCCCUAGCACAGCUGCUCGGAGACGUCCUUGGUCAUGUCCAACAUCCUGAAUCCAAGAAGCCACUCUCAGAGCACUGGAGUGGCAAGUUGUAUUCUCUGGGUUCAGGCUCGGAUUAUACCAUUUUCAUCGAUCAUUUGGGCAUCCCAUCGCUGGACAUGGCGUUCUCACCCAGGGAUGCACAGUAUGGCGUGUAUCAUUCAGUUUAUGAUUCCUUCACGUGGAUGGCAACAGAGGGAGACCCAGACUUCACUUAUCAUGUUGCCAUGGCUCAGCUUUGGGGGCUGGUCUCAUUGCGCUUGGCUGGCACUCAUGCCUUACAAGCACCCUUGCCAAUGAAUCUGAGUAUCCAAGCAGAGGCGAUCGAGGCCUACAUUGCUGAGAUCAAGGAAAACAUCACUUCACUGGACUUUCGGCGUCUUGAUGAAGCAAGUAGCACCUUUAAGGCGGCUGCAGCAAAGACAAUGGCUGAGGCUGCUCAUUUGAGGCAGAUGGGCCAGAAGGCCCCACAUGAAGAAGUAACAGCUCUCAAUGAACGAGUCGGUCUUGUAGAACGACAAUUUCUUCUCUCUGAGGGCUUGCCCGGACGGAAGUGGUUCCGACACUGCUUGCAAGCGCCUGGGCUUUACACAGGCUAUGCAGCCAAAACACUUCCAGGGAUCUAUGAGGCCAUUCAGGCGAAGCAUUGGGAUCUGGCGCAAUCACAGAUACUCGCGACAGCGCUCCGCGUUGAAGCAGCCGCAGCUUACUUGGCACCAUCUUCCUGGCAAUCUCAGAUCACGGCAUGGGGUGAAGCUGCUGACUCCCUCGUCGCAAGCGAGCUAGUAGGGAGCUGCAGAAAGCAGAAGUUGCUGUUUGAAGAACAACUGGUAGCGCAUGGACGUCCCAUUCAGCAGCCGCACCACAAAUAUCAAGGCAGAGAAGUGAGUGCAUGGUGGCGCAAGUUGUCGGAACCUUUCUGUGACUUAUUACCCAGCCUUACCCUGGCAGCUGCAAACCACAAGCCACAGUGGAACAACGGCUGCAUCCAAGCCAAGGUUGGAGCUGCCAAGGCUUGCAGAGGGCUUGUGAUGGCUUGUGGACCCUGCGUAACGCCCAGUCUGCAGAGUCAAUUUGUUUCAAGGCGCGCCUUCGUGCAGAUGUGGCAAGAGGACCUGCUCCGAAUCUCUAAGCAGGAGCUUCGGAAGGAGGCAAAUCUUCAGAAAAAGCGUCUGGAAGAACUGUUCCAGAAGGCUCAGGAUGAGUUCCGCAAGGCUGUGACCUGGAGGAAAGAAGCAAGAGCUUUGAAAGGCGCGGUGGACUUGGAACGCGACAACCACGAGAAGCUCCAGAAGAAAAUCCAGGAACUGGUUCGGCGAGAGAAGGCUUUGCGACAGCAACAUGCAGAAGAGAAAGAGUAA
Messenger RNA from Cladocopium goreaui, 2775 nucleotides. The record is from the annotation of a GenBank genome assembly. NCBI's taxonomy places the organism in Eukaryota, Dinophyceae, Suessiales, Symbiodiniaceae.